This is a messenger RNA of Polypterus senegalus (gray bichir), 1891 nucleotides long. Its product is annotated as zinc-binding protein A33-like. The record is from RefSeq and is a predicted model, not a curated record. Lineage: Eukaryota; Metazoa; Chordata; Cladistia; Polypteriformes; Polypteridae. The transcript has 9 exons. Gene Ontology annotation, molecular function: zinc ion binding; protein binding. The coding region runs from base 63 to 1826 and encodes 587 amino acids.
CAAUUCUAGAAGUCUUAAGAAUAAGCAAACUGUGAUAACAAAGAGUCUGGUGUCUUCAACACAUGGCUGAGAAGAUGGAAUCCAAAAAUGUAAAGGACUCUGGUAAACACUACAGCCUUGAAAAAGCAAACUUAUUUCAGCCGUCCUCAACUGAGAAACACCAUGGCCAUAAGAUUCCUAAGAAACCGAGAAAAGGAGAUCUACAAACAGCUUUGAUCAGCGUGCUCUCUGAUCAACAGUUCACCUGCCCUAUUUGCUUAGAUAUCUUCAUUCAGCCGGUCUCCAUCACCUGCGGACACAACUUUUGCAUGGCCUGCAUUUUAAAGUCCUGGGAUGCAAAUGAUGUCUAUACAUGUCCGCUGUGUAAGAAGGUCUAUCCAGACCGGCCUGAUCUCCACAUCAAUCGAGACCUGGCUGAGAUAACAGAAGAGUUUAGCUGGAUGAAAGUCCAAGAUGAUGAGGAAAGCAAUUCUGCCUACCAUGGUGUGCCUUGCGAUGCCUGCACUGGAAGAAAGAGGAGGGCAGUCAAGUCCUGUUUGACGUGCCCAGCCUCGUACUGUGAAGAGCACAUCAAAGCCCACUAUGCAGCAGUAACCCUCAAGACCCACCUACUGGUAGAUCCCCUCGACUCUCUCGAAGAGAGGCUGUGUGAAGAGCACCUGCAAGCUCUGGAACUGUUCUGCAGAACUGACCAGACUUGCAUAUGUCUUUUGUGCUCUGUAACAGAUCAUAAAAACCACAACAUUGUCGAAGCCGAGGUGGAAUGGAGCAAGAGAAAGAAACAGUUUUUGAGUACAAAAGCCAAAAUAGAAAGUACAAUUAAUGAGAGACAGGGUCAAAAGGAGACGCUAAAAACACAGCUCAAGUUAAUUGAAAAUUCAAUUCAAGAAGAAAGAGAGGCAAGUGAAAAAGUUCUAAACGAAUUAAUAUGUGCCAUUGAAAGAACAAGAGCGGAGAUUUACAGAAGUGCUGAGACGAAAUGGAAGCUUAUUGAGAACCAGACAGAAUGCCUCCUUAACCUUAUAGAGCAGGAAAUCACUGAGCUGAAGAGUAAAAGUGUUCAAUUUGAGAAGAUUUUGGAAACAGAUGAUCCUAUCCAUUCUUUACAGGUCUACCAAUCUGCAUGCAAAAUUUCAUUGAGUCAUGAAAAAUGUGACUUGCCUGAUGGUUCAGAUUUCCUCCUGGGAGUUGUCAACACUAUGUUUUAUGAUUUGGCAGAAUACAUCACCUCGGUUAUAAACAUGAAAAUCCAGUCAGACCUGACCCAGAUGCGCAGAUAUGCAGCUGAUGUGACCCUGGAUCCCGAUACUGCAUCUCCAUGGCUCAUUCUCUCAGAAGAUGGGAAAGCUGUGAGAUAUGCUAAUGAACGCCAACACCUCCCCGACAGUCCUCUGAGAUUCGAUCCAGUGAUCAGUGUACUAGGACUUAAAAGCUUUCAUUCUGGAAAGCACUACUGGGAAGUGGACACCGGAGACAAGACCGACUGGGAUCUGGGAGUUGCAAAGGAGUCAGUUAGGAGAAAGGGAAUGCUUAUGCUGUCACCCCAGAAUGGCUACUGGACUUUAUGUCUGAGAGAAGGGAGUCAUGUCAGGGCUUGUGGUAACCCCACUGUUAACCUUUCCAUGAAUACAAAGCCCCGAAAGGUGGGGAUAUUUCUGGAUUAUGAUGGAGGUUUCCUCUCGUUUUAUGAUGUAUCUUCCAGAGGUCAUCUUUACACUUUCUUUGACACGUUUACUGAGAAGCUCUACCCGUACUUCAAUCCUUUCAUUACUUAUGAAGAUAAAAAUGACCAUCCUCUGAAAAUCUGCUCCUUUAGUGUAAAAUAACAGGUACAGUAAGCAUGUCAUUUAAAAAAAAAAAAAGGAAAACCAGCCCAAUAAAUAAGAAUUUG